Molecule: messenger RNA, 4458 nt
Organism: Choloepus didactylus (southern two-toed sloth)
Lineage: Eukaryota; Metazoa; Chordata; Mammalia; Pilosa; Megalonychidae
Gene: ITGA5
Product: integrin subunit alpha 5
Biological process (GO): cell-matrix adhesion; angiogenesis; integrin-mediated signaling pathway
Cellular component (GO): external side of plasma membrane; integrin complex
Molecular function (GO): integrin binding
Source: RefSeq, a predicted model, not a curated record
CCGGCCUCCAGCUGGGGCUGUGGAAAGGGGGGCCGAGAGGUGCGGCCCCCCACGCCCCUUCGGGGCGGGGGGCGCGGGCUCAGCGUUCCGAGGACCCAAGAAUGCCCCCCCGCCAGCCCUCCCGGCCGGCGGGGGAAGGGCUCAGCCGGGAGUUUGGCAAACUCCUCCCCGCGUUGAGUCAUUCGCCUCUGGGAGGUUUAGGAAGCGGCUCCGGGUCGGUGGCCCCAGGACAGGGAAGAGCGGGCGCUAUGGGGAGCCAAACACCAAGGUCCGCUCUCCACGCCGUGCAGCUGGGCUGGGGCCCCCGGCGCCGACCCGGGUUGCGGCCGCUGCUGCCGCUGCUACUGCCGCUGCUGCUCCUGCUGCCGCCGCCGCCCCGGGUCGGGGGCUUCAACUUAGACUCGGAGGCCCCGGCGGUGCUCUCCGGGCCCCCGGGCUCCUUCUUCGGCUUCUCAGUGGAGUUUUACCGGCCGGGGGCGGAAGGCGUCAGCGUGCUGGUGGGAGCGCCCAAGGCCAACACCAGCCAGCCGGGAGUGCUGCAGGGUGGUGCCGUCUACCUCUGCCCCUGGAGUGCCAGCCCCUCACUCUGCACACCCAUCGAAUUUGACAGUAAAGGCUCUCGGAUCCUGGAAUCCUCCCUGUCUAGCCUAGAGGAGCCUGUGGAGUACAAGUCCUUGCAGUGGUUCGGGGCAACGGUUCGAGCCCACGGCCCCUCUAUCUUGGCCUGUGCUCCCCUGUAUAGCUGGCGCACUGAGAAGGAGCCACGGAGCGAUCCCGUGGGCACCUGCUACCUCUCCACAGACAACUUCACCCAAAUUCUGGAGUAUGCACCUUGUCGCUCAGAUUUCAGCUGGGCAGCAGGACAGGGUUAUUGCCAAGGGGGCUUCAGUGCUGAGUUCACCAAGACUGGACGUGUGGUCCUGGGUGGACCAGGGAGCUAUUUCUGGCAAGGCCAGAUCCUGUCUGCCACUCAGGACCAGAUCGCAGAAUCCUAUUACCCCGACUACCUGAUCAACCCUGUACAGGGGCAGCUGCAGACUCGCCAAGCCAGUUCCAUCUAUGACGACAGCUACCUGGGAUACUCUGUGGCUGUGGGUGAAUUCAGUGGUGACAACACAGAAGACUUUGUUGCUGGCGUGCCCAAAGGGAACCUCACCUAUGGCUAUGUCACUAUCCUUAAUGGUCAGACAUCCAGUCCCCUCUACAACUUCUCAGGGGAACAGAUGGCCUCCUAUUUUGGCUAUGCAGUGGCUGCCACGGACCUCAAUGGGGACGGGAUGCCUGACCUGUGCCGCUCCUCCCAGGCUGGAUGACUGCUGGUGGGGGCACCCCUGCUCAUGGAGCGGACAGCCGAUGGGCGAGCUCAGGAAGUGGGCAGGGUCUACGUCUACCUGCAGCACCCAGCCGGCAUGGAGCCCACACCCACCCUUACCCUCACCGGCCACGAUGAGUUUGGCCGAUUUGGCAGCUCUCUGACCCACCUGGGAGAACUGGACCAGGAUGGCUACAAUGAUGUGGCCGUUGGGGCCCCCUUUGGCGGGGAGACCCAGCAGGGAGUGGUGUUUUGUGUUCCCUGGAAGCCAGGUGGCCUAGGCUCUAAGCCCUCCCAGGUUCUGCUGCCCCUGUGGGCAGCCGGCCACACCCCAGACUUCUUUGGCUCUGCCCUGCGAGGAGACCGAGACCUGGAUGGCAAUGGAUACCCUGAUCUGAUUGUGGGGGCCUUUGGUGUGGACAAGGCUGUGGUGUACAGGGGUCGCCCCAUCGUGUCUGCCAGUGCCUCCCUCACCAUCUUCCCCGCCAUGUUCAACCCAGAGGAGCGCAGCUGCAGCUUGGAGGGGAACCCUGUGUCCUGCAUCAACCUUAGUUUCUGCCUCAAUGCUUCUGGAAAACACGUCCCUGACUCCAUCGGCUUCACGGUGGAGCUCCAGCUGGACUGGCAGAAGCAGAAGGGAGGGGUGCGGCGGGCUCUCUUCCUCGCCUCCCGACAGGCAACCCUGACCCAGACCCUGCUCAUCCAGAAUGGGGCUCGGGAGGACUGCAGAGAAAUGAAGAUCUACCUCCGGAAUGAGUCAGAAUUCCGAGACAAACUCUCCCCGAUUCACAUCGCCCUCAACUUCUCCCUGGACCACCAAGCCCCCACGGACAGCCAUGGUCUCCGGCCUGUACUACAUUACCAGAGCAAGAGCCGGAUAGAGGACAAGGCUCAGAUCUUGCUGGACUGUGGAGAGGACAACAUCUGUGUGCCUGACUUGCAGCUGGAAGUGUUUGGGGAGCAGAACCACGUGUACCUGGGUGACAAGAACUCUCCUGAACUUAACUUCCACGCCCAGAACGUGGGUAGGGGGGGCGCCUAUGAGGCUGAGCUGCGGGUCACGGCCCCACCAGAGGCUGAGUACUCAGGACUCGUCAGACACCCAGGGAACUUCUCCAGCCUGAGCUGCGACUACUCUGCUGUGAACCAGAGCCGCCUGCUGGUGUGUGACCUGGGCAAUCCCAUGAAGGCAGGAACCAGUCUCUGGGGUGGCCUUCGGUUCACAGUCCCUCAUCUUCGGGACACUAAGAAGACCAUCCAGUUUGACUUCCAGAUCCUCAGCAAGAAUCUCAACAACUCGCAAAGCGACGUGGUCGCCUUCCGUCUCUCCGUGGAGGCUCAGGCCCAGGUCUCCCUUAACGGUGUCUCCAAGCCCGAGGCAGUGGUCUUCCCGGUGAGCGACUGGCAUCCCCAAGAGCAGCCUCAGGAGGAAGGGGACCUGGGACCUGCGGUCCACCACGUCUAUGAACUCAUCAACCUGGGACCCAGCUCCAUUAGCCAGGGCGUGCUGGAGCGCAGCGGCCCCCAGGCCCUGGAAGGUCAGCGGCUCCUCUAUGUAACAAGGGUUACAGGACUCAGCACUGCACCAGCAGUCAACCCCCCCAACCCACAAGACCUGAAGUUGGAUCCGGAAAGGGGUUCCCAGCACCACCGCUGCAAAGAAGGGAUGCUCCAGGCCGGAGCCCCUGCUUCUGCAGGGCCUCAGGUCCUGAAAUGCCCAGAGGCUGAGUGUUUCCGCUGCGCUGGGUAACUUGGGCCACUGCACCGGCAAGAGAGCCAAAGUCUACAACUGCAUUUCCGAAUCUGGGCCAAGACCUUCCUGCAGCGGGAGCACCAGCCAUUUAGCCUGCAGUGUGAAGCUGUGUAUGAAGCCCUGAAUAUGCCCUACCGCAUCCUGCCUCGGCAGCUGCCCCAAAAGGAACUUCACGUGGCCACAGCCGUGCAGUGGACCAAGGCAGAGGGCAGCCAUGGCGUCCCCCUGUGGAUCAUUAUUCUAGCCAUCCUCAUUGGCCUUCUGCUCCUCGGUCUGCUCAUCUACGUCCUCUACAAGCUCGGAUUCUUCAAACGCUCCCUCCCAUACAGCACCGCCAUGGAAAAAGCUCAACUCAAGCCUCCAGCCACCUCUGAUGCCUGAGUCUUCCCAAUCCCAGACUCCCAAUUCUGAAGGCCCAGACCCUCCCUUCCCCCAAGUCUGCUGACUAGGAGGGGGCUGGGUGCUUCCUGAAGGUGCUGAGGGCCAGGGAGAAUCUCCUCUCCCCAGCCCAGAGACAUACUUGAAGGGCCAGAGCCGGGGGCAAGGAGCUGGGGACCCUCCCCCUCCAUGCACUGUGAAGGACCCUUGUUUACACAUGCCUUCCUCAGAGAUGGGGGACCUCAGAGCCAGGGACAGAGGCCCCAGCCUCCCUGUAGCCUUUGCAUUUUGGAGAAAGAGUCCUCUAAAAACAACUUGGAACCAUUACUGGGAAUCCAAUCCCAGUUCUUUUGGCUAGACAUGCCACUGGGACUUUCUGUCUAGCCCCAACCUGCAAAGAUCUGUUCUCAGCCUUGCAGAGACCCAGAGGAAGCCCCUGCUAAGAACAUGGGACCUGGGAGUGAGAUCUGGCAGCCCGCGGACAACCCUCACCCAGUUGGCCAACAAGGAACACUAAUGUGGAUGGUGCCCCAGGACCAGCUCAGGGCAGAUCCCAAACAAGGAUCGAUGCUGGCCUAGAACCCAGCUCCACAGGGAAUCGGAACUUGGAUAGGGCCACAUCCAGCCGUGGCCUGGGGCUGAUCUGGAACCCAGACUCAGACCAUUGGUAACCCAACCAGGUAGAUCCAUGACUACAUUUGGGCCUGCUCCAGACCUGGGCCUGGAGGCCCAAUCUACUCCUGAUUCAGAAGAAGUCAGGAAUUGCCCAGGACCUUGAAGGAGCCAUGAUGGCAACAGAUAUGGAACCUCAGCCCAGCCAGACACAGGCCCUCCAAGUCCCCUAGAGAAAGGGGAGCCCACUGUCCUGGGCCUGCAGGAUUUGGGUUCUGCCCACCAGCUGCACUGACGCUGAUCUUCCCUUGCCCAACCCUCCCCUCACCUCAGCUCCGGGACACCCGGGACUUAUUUAAACUCUGUUGCAAGUGCAAUAAACCCAGCCCAGAGCCCCCACUGA